Messenger RNA from Capsella rubella, 2004 nucleotides. RefSeq names its product H/ACA ribonucleoprotein complex subunit 4. Gene Ontology annotation, cellular component: box H/ACA snoRNP complex. The transcript has a single exon. The coding region runs from base 67 to 1782 and encodes 571 amino acids. Gene Ontology annotation, biological process: rRNA pseudouridine synthesis; box H/ACA sno(s)RNA 3'-end processing; mRNA pseudouridine synthesis. NCBI's taxonomy places the organism in Eukaryota, Viridiplantae, Streptophyta, Magnoliopsida, Brassicales, Brassicaceae. Gene Ontology annotation, molecular function: RNA binding; pseudouridine synthase activity. The record is from RefSeq and is a predicted model, not a curated record.
CUACCUCUGCUACAAACUCUUACGCCUCCUCCUCCAUUUUUCAAAAACCCUAAUUCAGCCGGCGCCAUGGCGGAGGUCGAAAUCUCACGCUCAGAGAAGAAAAAGCACGUCAAGAAGGAGGAGAAUGAUGCCGCCGACACCGGAGACUACAUGAUCAAGCCACAGAGUUUCACUCCAGCAAUCGACACUUCGAAGUGGCCCAUCCUCCUCAAGAACUACGACCAGCUCAACGUCCGUACCGGUCACUACACUCCAAUCAGCGCCGGUUACUCCCCUCUCAAACGUCCUCUUCAGGAAUAUAUCAGGUACGGUGUCAUCAAUCUCGAUAAACCCGCGAAUCCUUCUUCUCACGAGGUUGUUGCUUGGAUUAAGCGUAUCCUCCGUGUUGAGAAAACUGGUCACAGUGGAACUCUUGACCCUAAAGUCACCGGAAAUCUCAUUGUCUGUAUUGACCGAGCCACACGGCUUGUGAAAUCGCAGCAAGGUGCGGGUAAAGAGUACGUCUGUGUAGCUCGGCUUCACUCGGCUGUCCCUGAUGUUGCUAAAGUGGCUAGAGCUCUUGAAUCGCUCACUGGAGCUGUGUUCCAGAGGCCUCCUUUGAUCUCUGCUGUUAAAAGACAGCUUAGGAUCAGGACAAUCUACGAAAGCAAGCUGCUUGAGUAUGAUGCUGAUAGGCAUUUGGUUGUUUUCUGGGUGUCUUGUGAGGCGGGUACUUACAUUAGGACCAUGUGUGUUCACUUGGGUUUGCUUCUUGGUGUUGGUGGGCAUAUGCAGGAGCUUAGAAGGGUCCGCUCUGGUAUUUUGGGUGAGAAUGAUAACAUGGUUACAAUGCAUGAUGUGAUGGAUGCCCAGUAUGUCUAUGACAAUUCCAGGGAUGAGUCUUAUCUCAGGAGGGUGAUUAUGCCUCUUGAGGUGAUAUUGACGAGUUACAAGAGACUCGUUGUCAAGGAUUCCGCUGUGAAUGCUAUCUGUUAUGGUGCUAAGUUGAUGAUUCCUGGGUUGUUGAGAUUCGAGAAUGACAUUGAUGUGGGUACUGAAGUUGUUCUUAUGACCACCAAGGGAGAGGCUAUUGCUGUUGGAAUUGCUGAGAUGACAACAUCUGUGAUGGCUACUUGUGAUCACGGUGUGGUGGCUAAGAUCAAACGGGUGGUGAUGGACAGAGACACAUACCCGAGGAAAUGGGGAUUGGGACCGAGGGCUUCGAUGAAGAAGAAGCUUAUUGCUGAUGGUAAAUUGGACAAGCACGGGAAGCCAAAUGAGAAAACCCCAGUUGAGUGGAGCAGGAACGUGGUGUUGCCUACUGGUGGAGAUGCGAUGAUUGCUGGUGCUGCUGCUGCUCCUGACAAUGCUGUUGUGGAGAAAAAGGUUGAGGCUGAGAAUGGAGAAGCACGUAAGCGUAAGCAUGAUGACAGCAGUGAUAGCCCUGCUCCUGUUUCAACCAAGAAAUCUAAAACCAAAGAAGUUGAAGGAGGCGAGGCUGAAGAGAAGGUGAAGUCAUCAAAGAAGAAGAAGAAGGAUAAGGGAGAGGAGAAAGAAGAAGAAGAAGCUGGGUCUGCGAAGAAGGAAAAAAAGAAGAAGAAAGAUAAGAAGGGAGAGGAGAAAGAAGAGUUAGCUUCACCAAAGUCUGAAAAGUCUGAGAAGAAGAAGAAAAAGAAGAGCAAAGACACAGAGGAAGCUGCUGUUGAUGCUGAAGAUGAAUCAGCAGCGGAGAAGAGUGAGAAGAAAAAGAAAAAGAAGGAUAAGAAGAAGAAGAACAAAGACAGUGAGGAUGAUGAGGAAUGAGAUAGGGUUUCCGUUAUGCUAGUACUCUUUUAAGUUUUGAACUCUUUUGAUUUUGUGGUAUCUACUGAGGAAAAAGGUGAGACAAAAGGCAUUAUAUGCUUGUAUUCUACGUCUCACUUCCGUUUACUUUUAUCAGUUUUUAUGUUUCUUAUCUAUUUUGUAAGGUUAGUUUCAGAUUUAAGCAGAUUCUCCCUUAGUUAUAUGACUCUGGUCUCUCUGAUU